CCUGGCAGCCCCUCACCCAAGGGUGUUAGUGGGCGGCUGCGCAGAGGGUGGGGAGCAGGCAGGCAUUUCACCCCACGCUGAGGCCUGGGUCAGAGGAUGCGCAGCCAGUCACCUCUGCUCCCCCAAGUCAAGCGAGGUGCAGGCCGUCCCCAGGCCAGCGACGCUCUGGGUCUCACGUGCCCAGUCAACUUGAGGGGCAGCUCAGGCAGCAGUUUCCAUGGGAACAGCAUCUGCUCCUGGAGCUCCCUCGGGGCACAGAGCUGUCCACGCCAGGCCCGGGGCCCAGGACUGAGGAAAGGACCAGCCAGGCCUGCUGCCGUCCUCCUGGGACCCUCCUGGGCUGGUUCUGGUCUCAGCACAGAGGCUGAAUCUUAGGGAGGGAAGGUCCGUGGCAGAGCCACCCCAAUCCCAGGCACCCAGCACCCACCACUGAGCCUUCCUUCCCAGCGGGACGACCUGUCCUUGCCUCUCACUUGGUCUCAGCCAGCAGGCGGCUGUUGGCAGCCCAAGGCUGGACUCCAGCAUUGCAGCCCAUCAGACUGGGGGCAAAAAGGGGACCCAGGGGACGGCGCCUGGGCCUGCGCUGUGGGCACCGCACUCCUGUCUGUCACCUGCUUAGGCCCUGAGCCUUCUGGGCCCCAGUGGCCGAGGGAUUAGUCUCCCUCUGCUGCUAAUGGGCUUAGAGGAAGCCGAGCUGCCCUUGUUCUGGGCCAAGGUCACUGGGCUUAGGGCAUCCAUCGGGGGUGGCUCUGGGGAGAGGAGAGGAGGUCACUUGGUCGGUGUUGCACGGACACCAACAGCGCCCAGCGCGAGGGAGUCCGGGAGUCCAGAAGCCCAAGGUCGCCACAGGGUCUCUGCCAGCCUGGCCAUGAACCUGGAGCCGCCCAAGGCCGAGAUCCGCUCGGCCACCAGGGUGACGGGGGGCCCCGUCACUCCCAGGAAAGGGCCCCCCAAAUUUAAGCAGCGGCAAACCAGGCAGUUCAAGAGCAAGCCCCCCAAGAAAGGUGUCCAAGGGUUUGGGGACGACAUCCCUGGAAUGGAAGGCCUGGGGACAGACAUCACGGUCAUCUGCCCGUGGGAGGCCUUCAACCACCUGGAGCUGCACGAGCUGGCCCAGUACGGCAUCAUCUAGCCGCACCUGCCGUCCGACCCCCCUGCGGCCCCCCCACCCGCAGCCAGGGCGUCAGGAUUGCGAGAUCCUGUCUGGAGACCUUCAAAGGGCAGCGACAUCAGGAGCCCCCGCCUCCUCUCAGGAUGCCCUUGCAGGCCGGCCAGGCCCUGCCUGACCUCCCGGGAGGCUGGCCCACAUCCCCUCUCCUCCUGCAGCUGGAAAACCAGGGCAGGAUGAGCUCCGCCCAUAGCCACUCGUGGCUGGUGCCGGGUCAGCGUGGCGGGUGGCCAUGCUCACUGUCCCUGUUUCAAAAUAAAAGGAUCAUGCCUCCUC
Messenger RNA from Myotis brandtii (Brandt's bat), 1444 nucleotides. RefSeq names its product phosphodiesterase 6G, cGMP-specific, rod, gamma (gene PDE6G). Gene Ontology annotation, cellular component: photoreceptor outer segment membrane. Lineage: Eukaryota; Metazoa; Chordata; Mammalia; Chiroptera; Vespertilionidae. Gene Ontology annotation, biological process: visual perception; positive regulation of epidermal growth factor receptor signaling pathway; positive regulation of G protein-coupled receptor signaling pathway. The transcript is spliced from 4 exons. Bases 674 to 1132 code for a protein of 152 amino acids. The record is from RefSeq and is a predicted model, not a curated record. Gene Ontology annotation, molecular function: 3',5'-cyclic-nucleotide phosphodiesterase activity; cGMP binding.